Gorilla gorilla gorilla (western lowland gorilla) is the source of this 5217-nucleotide messenger RNA. Its product is annotated as histidine-rich glycoprotein-like. The coding region runs from base 2256 to 3377 and encodes 373 amino acids. The transcript has 2 exons. NCBI's taxonomy places the organism in Eukaryota, Metazoa, Chordata, Mammalia, Primates, Hominidae. The record is from RefSeq and is a predicted model, not a curated record.
UAUGCCCAGUAAUUUUGUUUGUUUGUUUAGAGAUAGGGUUUCACUGUGUUGGCCAGACUGGUCUCGAAUUCCUGGCCUCAAAUGAUCUGCCCACCUUGGCUUCCCAAAGUGCUGGGAUUACAGGCGUGAGUUGCCGUGCCUGGCCUCCAAAAUUCUUCUUGUCUUUUUUUUGUUAAUUUGUAUUUAGAGACAAGGUCUCACUCUGUCACCCAGGCUUGAGUACUGUGGCAUGAUCAUAGCUCACUGCAGCCUCAAACUCCUGGGCUCAAGCAAUUCUCUUGCCUCAGCCUCCCAAGUAGCUGGUACUACAGGCAAGCACUACUCCCCCUGGCUUCAAUUCCAAAAUUCUAAGAGGCUUUGAUUCUCAUCUCCUAAAACUCUUGCAUCCUCAUAUUCUUUCUCUCUCUUUUCCAACAUCCUGAGUGUCUUAGCUGCUUGAGAUGAAGUCACAGGCUCAGCUGGCCACGGCCAACUUUAAUGGAAUGGCACACCUGGGACAGGCCUGGCAGUGCCCUUUUCCCCACGAGCUGGUGCUGCCGGCCGAAGGGAGGUGGGAUAGGCCUGAAUAUACCCCAGGCUCACCAGGGACCUCUUUCCUGGAAGUGUCAGGGAUGAUGAUGAGUGGCCCUGGGGAAUGCCUAAGUGUCUCCUCUAGCUCAUCUCAUGCUAGCUAAUGACCUUUGGGAGAGCUCAAAGGGGAAGGGAGGGGAGGGGGCUGGAGGUGCUGGCAGGCUUCUGUGUGGCGUCAAGAUUUCUGAGAGCUUUUUUCCAUGUUGAUAACAGGUGUCCAUGCAAAAAAGGCUCUGCCUUCAUGUUGGGUUGGGAAACUGCCCAACCAAGCUUUAUGGGUUUCUUUCCUGCAGGACUUAUCAGAGCCUUUGAUAUGCUAAUAUACAACAGAAAGUAUGGCCCACAAGCAUUUCUCUAAUCUGGGGACUAGUGCUCCCUGAAAGUGCUUUGGCAAGUUACCUCAUGGUAAAGAUGGGGAGACUGAGUCCCAGAGAAGAGAAAGAACUCAGAAGACCACAAUGGCUAAAAGUUUGGGCUUGGAGGUUAGGCGGACCUGAGUUUGAGUCCCAGCUUGCCUGCUUAUUUGCUGUGUGAUCUUGGGCAUUACUUAACCUCUUUGGGCUUCAGUUUCCUAAAGUGGGGACACUGAUAGCAUUUGCUUCACCAAGUUGCUGCGAGGAUUGCAUGAUUCAUGGGCUCUGCUCAUAGGGUUACUGUGAGGAUUGAACAAUUAAUUUUUUGCCAAGUGCUUUGCAGGAUGCCAGCGGCUAAGUGAGCACUUGGUGAGUGGAAGCUGUGAUCCUCCCUCUCCUCUUAGAAUCUCCCUGGAUUCCAGGGCCCUUUCCACUGCACCAGAUAAGACCCCUGUUUCGUCCCACUCACCAUCUGGUGUCCUGCCAGGCAUGGGGACUGGGAGGAUGUGGGGGCCUGAGGCCAGGACACUGGGACUCUCACAGACGUGUCACAAGGUUGUCAUCACAGGGAGGAGGACCAGUGUGUGCAAAGGCUUGGAGGUGGGAGCAUCCAAGGCCAGGCUCCUUCCUGGCUGGAUGACUAUAUGUUGGCUUCUCUGAGGCCUCUUAAGCAAAUGCGCAGUUCCACAGAUGGGAGGCAGCAGGGCAGCCGGCUUUGGACAACUGACUCUGGGAGGACUCGGAGUCCCUUCCUAUGAGUGGGUCCUUCCUCUCAGGCUGGCAGGGAGUGCCCCAACUUCUCCCCUUUGUCAGUCUUCCCACAGGGUGUGUCUGGGCAGGCAGAGGGUGUUGUGGCUCAAGCACUUGGUUGGACCAGAAGCCACGGCAACAGUGAGGCCUGAGCUGGCGGUGUGGGGGGUGGGGGGUGUCCAGCAGGUCUGGUGUAAGAGUGUGAGCCUCACCCUGGGCAGUGAGUGGGCCAGGCCUGGGCACCUGCCAGCCUCCGAGGCAGGCAGCUUGCUUCAUUUUAUUCUCCUUUAUUGUAGGAAAAUUCCUGAAAACUGAAGUCACUCUGCUUCUGCCAGUGAUCCUGGAAUACCCCUCUUGGGGAGCUCUCUGUGGUCACCUAGCUUGGACUUCAGUCACCCACUUGGGGAGUGGGAAUGGGGGAGGGGAGUGGGAAUAGGGGAGGAGAGUGCUUCUGCCUUUGCAAGCUGUUAUCCCAGGACCCAUGGGUGCGGCUGAGGGGUGGGGGGACUGGGCUGGGGGUGGGGCGUAGCCCUGAGUGCCACCUGGGUCUGACAGGGGUGUCUACUUUGAGCUGUUGGGUACAUGCUAUUUCCAAGUAAGAUUUACUUUUAUAAAAAAAGUUUGGAAACCGUUGGAGGGAGGGUCCUCUCAGACGCCACCCCACCCACCAUGGAGGAAACACCUGCAAGAGCCCUGCUCUUCGCACUGUGCCCCGCCCUCCCUGUUCCCUUCCCAGCUUUGAAGUCUGUUCCUCUGCGGAGCUCCCCACCUUCUCUUGCUUUCUCCUCCUGGCCCCAUGCAUCCCUGUGUAUGCACGGGCACACGCACACUCAUGCACACACAUGCACACUCAUGCACGGGCACACACACUCAUCACACACUCAUGCACAGGCACACACUCAUGCACACAAGGACAUUCAUGCAUGGGCACACACACUGAUCACACACUCAUGCACGGGCACACGCCCAUGCGCGCACACACACACAUGCCCACUAAUGCAUGGGCACACACACUCAUCACACACUCCUCACACACUCAUGCACAUGCACACACUCAUGCACGGGCACACACACGCUCACGCACGGGCACACACACCCAUGCACACACACAUGCACACUCAUGCAUGGGCACACACACUCAUGCGCACGCACACACAUGCACACACGGACACUCAUGCACAGGCACACACUGAUCACACACUCAUGCAAGGGCACACACCCAUGCGCACACACAUGCACACUCAUGCAUGGGCAUGCACACUCAUCACACACUCCUCACACACUCAUGCACAAGCACACACUUAUGCACGGGCACACACUAAUGACACACUCAUGCACGGGCACACACUGAUCACACACGUAUGCACGGGCACACACCCAUGCACACACACGUAUGUACACUCAUGCAUGGGCACACACUCAUCACUCCUCACACACAUGCACAUGCACACACUGAUCACACACUCAUGCAGGGCACACACACCCAUGCACACACACAUGCACACUCAUGCAUGGGCACACACACUCAUCACUCUUCAUACACUCAUGCACACGCACACACUCAUGCACGGGCACACACUGAUCACACACUCAUGCAUGGGCACACACCCCCAUGCACACACAUGCACACUCAUGCAUGGGCACACACACUCAUGCACACACACACACUCAUGCACACGCACCCACACCCACAUGCCUGUGUAACUCGCAGGAGUUCAUCCUCACCCUGCUGCCCGACCCCCUGGGCCAAAUCCUUGCUUCCAAAGGCUCAGCAGCUCAGUGUUGUGCCCCAGCAGCCCACAGGAGAGCAGCUGCGGACGGGAGGGGAGCUAGGGCAGUGGAAGUUGAGCUGGGGGGGGUCUUCCCCUCUGCCUCUCCCAGCGAGGGCCCAUUUGAGGGAAAGGCCUCCAGGAAGCCCCUUCCAGGGCCGCGCUAAAUGCUGGGGGAGCCACAGAGGAGCCUGAUGGGUCUGCGUCACAGGGCAGGGAAGAGAGUGCUGGAACGCAGGCUGCCCUGGCCCCGAGUCCAGGCCCUGCCAUCUAGCAGCUGAGGGAUGCGGGGCCAGUCCCUCCCCUCUCUGACCAUCUCUAAACCAGGGCUGCUGGUGCCUUUCCCUGGUUCAUAAGCCCGUGGUUCCCAAGCCUGCAGUAUGUCCAUCGAUGGGAUGCUUGUUAAAGCCAAGCUCUCAAGCCCACCCCAUCAGACCCUCUUUGGGCCAGGACUGUGAAUCUGCAUUUCAGCUCACUCCCAGAGGAAGGUCUGACCCACCGGCAGGCUUGGGAGCCUCUGAUGUGAGCGCCUGUGGCAAUGGGGGGCGUGUUGUGUUGAGGGUGGGUUGUGGGCCAGCAGGAACAUGCGUUAAUUUUGGCAAGGAAUGGACGGGUAGGUGAGGCUUCAUGGGGAGGACUUGUCUUAGCUCGUCUCAAAGAUGAGCGGAAUGUCACGGGGCUAAGUGCUAUCCAAGGCAAAGGGACACCAAGGGGCAAAGGUCUGUGGGUGGGAUGCCUGUGCUCGGGGGUGGGCAGUGGCCACUGUGUGUAAAGGGAAGAAGGAAGCAGUGGAUGGCCAGGUUCGUGAGUCUUCCCGGCAGGAGACAGCAGGGAGGCGCCUGCCCGGGAAGGGUUAAUCCCAGAGCCGUCCAGGUCCUAUCCACUCAACUUCCACCUCCAUCCUCUGAGGAAAUGGGUUUUCCAGGAGCUUGGCCUGGGCAGCGGUGACUCGUGGCUCCACACGGAAGUGACUCAGGCCCCCCGGGAGAAAGCGAGCCGUGGGUCCCCACUGCCCACCGUGCAGAGGGGCAGGGCUGAGCCAGGUCUGGAGCUGGAGCCCUGGGGGUGGGGCGGGGGAUGGGCUGGUGGUGGGGUGGGGUCUCAGCUCAGACAAACCCUGGCCAUCUUCCACUCUGCUGGAUCCUUGGGGAACCCCAUGAUGUGGCCCCCAUUGUGUCAGACUGGACUGGCCUGUUCUGUCCUGUGUGUGUUUACGGAAGGUCUGAGGUCAAGGGCGGCUGCUCUGGAAGCUGGGGGUUGUGGGGGCUUCCGUGGGCCUCAGCCCCAGCACCCUCUAUCCCAGGCUGGAUUCUCUGUGCUACUCUCCAUUCUCCUCUCCUUCCCUUUGGGGGGAUUCUAAAGCCGGGGAGUUAGGAAGGAUAUGCAUCUCUGGGGCCUUUACCAAUGCCAGCUCUACAAGGAGGGGGAGACUUGGCACCACGCCCGUGUGAUCUCAGAACACACAGCCUUCCCCAGCCUCAGUGUCUGCAUCUGUGAAAUGGUAGCAGUGAGACCCGUAUCACAGGGUGGUUCUGAGGGUUUGGUGUGAUAACAUGGAUGUCACCACUAACAUUAUCAUUGUGGGGGUGUUGCUAGAAUGCCCCCUGCUCAGCCACUCCCUCUGGCUCUGUGUGAGCCGAGGCAAGGCCCUUGCCUGUGAGGCCGUGGUUGGUACUGAGCGCCUGAUGGCUGAGGCUCUGUAGCGCUGGGGAUCUGCGGCUCCAGAGGCAGAGACAGGUCAGGUCCCAGGGGUCUGUGCGGAGACUCAUGCUACA